AUGAACUACGAACUGGAACUUAGUUAUUCAUACUUAAUCAAUCGUUUCGCGUGUAUUUGUACGUACAAAAUUUGGAUCAGCGUUAUUAUCAUCAGAAUCAGUGGCGCCGAACUUCUAAAAUUAUACUCAGGUAAUUCACAUUUGAAUGUUUACGUUCCGUUCAUACACGUACUGAUCCAACAGAGUCUGUUCGGCAUUCCUCGCGAGGUCAGAAUAUUGCAGAGUACAAACCAUAGAUCAGGGGCGGCUCCAGAGGCAGACCCUAGGGACCGCGGCCUCCUCCCAAGACCGUGCCAUAUGAUAACAUAA
Molecule: messenger RNA, 309 nt
Organism: Sipha flava (yellow sugarcane aphid)
Lineage: Eukaryota; Metazoa; Arthropoda; Insecta; Hemiptera; Aphididae
Exons: 4
Coding region: 1-309 (102 amino acids)
Source: RefSeq, a predicted model, not a curated record